UUUUCAGCUACCAUGUCCAAUUUGGUUGAACCCUCCGGUGAAACCCUAGAAGACGAUCGAGCGACCGAAGAAUGGGAGGCGAAAGCUCGAUCCUGGCUCUCCGACAGGGAAGAGAUCACUACGCCGACCUCCACUGAAGUCGACGAUUGGAUUCAGUCCAAUCAGUCUUACUUGCCGGACGAUGUGAAAUCGAUGAAUAAAGAUCAUUUGUACGAUCUAAUUAUCUCUCUUCAUAAGAGCAAUGAUUCUCCUAUUGAGGAGGUGAAAGAUGCAGGUAUAUUGGAUCUUAAUCCAGCUCGUUUUCAACGAACUGAUCAAUGGUUACCAGUCUAUUCUUGGUUGGAGUCAUUAGACAGAGAUGAGGCUGUGAAAUCGAAAGAUAUUCUGGAUUGGCUAACCGAGAAUCCAGAGAUUAGAGACCAAUUGUAUUCUAGGCAUUCACGUUAUCAUUUGAUGCAUUAUAUCAAGAAAUGCCAUGCCAAAAUCUUGAAGAGAAAAAAGGGCUUCACACCAUCAGCGAAAGCAAUCUCCUUUAAAUUGAAGAAAAAAGGAACCAUCAUCAAUGCACCUUCUCCAUAUCCAUGCGCUACUAGCGUGAACAAUAUACCUAAAGAUAGUGAAUUGUAUUUGAUGAAACACAACGAGGCUAGUCGAAAAUAUGAAAUCCUUACCGAGUUGCAGAAACAACUUUCCAUCAUCUUCCCCAAUGCAACAAGAAACCCUAACAAGACGGAAAUGAAUUCAUGAUUCUAUGUUCUUAAUCUUCGAGCACACCGAAUAAUAUGGGGGACAUGUCUAAAGAUUAGAAUGAAGCUGUACAGGCGAAUGUGAACUCAAUAUUGGGCUUGGUGUUAUGGUUUGAAAAUUGUUAGUAUUCAAAUAUUUUAUUGUCGAAUUCUAUUUAUCAUAUAUAUAAUGAAAGUUUCUUAUUGU
Molecule: messenger RNA, 933 nt
Organism: Impatiens glandulifera
Lineage: Eukaryota; Viridiplantae; Streptophyta; Magnoliopsida; Ericales; Balsaminaceae
Exons: 5
Coding region: 13-747 (244 amino acids)
Source: RefSeq, a predicted model, not a curated record